This is a messenger RNA of Manacus vitellinus (golden-collared manakin), 3750 nucleotides long. RefSeq names its product leucine rich repeat containing 28 (gene LRRC28). Bases 221 to 1339 code for a protein of 372 amino acids. Lineage: Eukaryota; Metazoa; Chordata; Aves; Passeriformes; Pipridae. The record is from RefSeq and is a predicted model, not a curated record. Gene Ontology annotation, molecular function: protein binding. The transcript has 11 exons.
CCCCCCCCGGGUCCCUGGGUCCGGCGGCGGCGCCGCUCCCGCUGCGGCCCCGGCCGUGGUUGUGGCUGUUCCUCUUUGCCAAGGCUGUGUCUCAUCCCUGGAAGAAGAUUUUUGACAAAAAGUUCGGCUGGAGGCGGAAGGGAGUAGGAGGGGUUUGCUUUGAAGUCAGAGCCAAAGCGGAGCAGAAAUGGGUCUGCUUUCAGAAGAUGAGAUGCACUAGAUGUGGUGCUUAGUCAUGGCAUCAGAACUGUGUAAAACAAUCUCUGAGGCAAAGCUGGAAAGGCACAAGAACUUGUUCUUAAAUUACCGAAACCUCCAUCACUUCCCUCUGGAGCUGCUGAAGGAUGAGGGGCUGCAGUACUUGGAGAGACUUUACAUGAAAAGAAAUUCCCUGACCACAUUGCCAGAAAACCUUGCACAGAAGCUUCCAAACCUCGUGGAAUUGUACCUCCAUUCAAAUAACAUAGUUGUUGUACCUGAAGCCAUUGGCUCCCUGGUUAAGCUGCAGUUUCUGGACCUCAGUGACAAUGCCCUGGAAAUCGUGUGUCCGGAGAUCGGCCGCCUCAGGUCCCUGCGGCACCUCCGCCUGGCCAACAACCAGCUCAAGUAUUUGCCUGCAGAGGUUGGAGACCUGAGGGAGCUGCAGACCCUGGACAUCUCCACGAACAGGCUGAUGACUUUACCUGAGAGGCUGCACAUGUGCCUGUCCCUGCAGUACCUGACUGCAGACAGGAACCACCUGUGGUACGUGCCCCGCCACCUGUGCCAGCUGCCCAGCCUCAACGAGCUCUCCAUGGCUGGAAACCGCCUGGCAUUCCUGCCCCUGGAUUUAGGUCGUUCUCGAGAGCUUCAGUAUGUUUAUGUGGAUAACAAUAUUCACCUGAAAGGCCUCCCAUCCUAUCUGUAUAAUAAAGUCAUUGGUUGCAGUGGUUGUGGUUCUCCAAUUCAAGUUUCAGAGGUGAAACUGCUCUCUUUUUCAUCAGGCCAGUUAACUGUGUUCCUGCCAGCAGAGGUGAAAUCUAUAGGGACAGAAACAGAUCAUGUGCUGCCUUUGCAAGAACUGGCCAUGAGGACCCUCUAUAACACCUACUACAGGUUUUUGAAAGAUUUGAACUUUCUGACUCCAAUCUCACUGCCCAAAAGCCUCUUGGAAUUGCUGCACUGUCCCCUGGGACACUGCCACCGCUGCAGCCAGCCUAUGUUUACCAUUGUCUACCCAAAGCUCUUCCCCUUGAGGGAAACUCCAAUGGCAGGAUUGCAUCAAGGGAGGACAACUGUUAGUUUUGUGGCAUACUGCUGCUCCACCCAGUGUCUGCAGACUUUUGACCUACUGAGUUGAUAAACAUUUCAAACCACUCAGGAGUGCUGCCAGUGUAAAGCUGCAUUAGAUGUCAUAUCCAUUGGUACUGGAAUACCCUGUGUGUGCUCGUGUGCCAAAGCAGCAGAAGUGCCCAGUCAGGAACACUCUGAGGCACUUGAGUCCUGCCCUAUCGAAUUUGGAUGAGCUGCGGGAACUUUUCAGAGGUGUAAAUACCAAGCUUUUAAAAGUAUUAACUUCUCUCUCUCCUCCAAGGCAGCACACAAACCAAACACAUUCACAAGCUCUGACUUCAGGAUUUCCAGUAUUUUUCAAAUGUGUCUGUCUUCAGGUUGACCCAUUGCAUCAUUUGGGGCAGUUUCAUUCCUCCAACGGGGGAAAAAAAAAAGGUUUAGUUUAUGGCAAAUAAGUUUUCAGUUACUCAUCCCCUUCCUCUUCACCUCUGCAGCCAGAAUCAGGUGUACAGCUCUAAACCUACAGAAACCUUUGAUGGAUCCCAGUGACUUUUCCAUAGAAUUCAGCUUUAUUUCCUCCCUCUCGUCUUAAUAUUUCCCCCAGCAGAUCUAUCCCAGUUGUGUGCCACGACUUUGACAGUUAUCUGUGGUAUUUAAAUCCACAUGCUAAAAGCAGAUCUUUCUUUCCAGCAUCAUUAAAUGCCACACUGAUUUAAUUGGAGUAACCAGGAUAUGUCUGGAGACUGAAGAUGCUGUUUCAGUGAAGGCUGGUCCUGGUGCCUACACUAAGGGCUCUUGCUCCAGCCUGUUUGAGGAUUGCUUUCUUUAGUUUCAGUGCUUGAAUUUUAUAUUUUUUAAAAACAGUUCCCCUUUUGUUUCUUUAAAUUCUUCAGGAAGAAGAUGACUUUUAAGUAGCAAUUUCCCUUGGAAAAAAAAAAACACCCUAAUAAUAUGAUAGUAAAUAUUUAUAUUUAUUAUAUUUUUACGGUUGCAGAGUAUUGAUCUGCAAAGAGCUGGUCUUGAUACCUUUUUCUAGAUUCAGCAUUUGGCUGAUUUGUCCAAGUGUGUCAGUGGAGUGUGUGCCUUGGAGAAGGCUGGAAAUCCAGGGGCAGGUGUGUAUCUCCAUGCACAGGGAUAAUACAGAGAUAUCUGCUCAGAAGGGCUCUAACACUUGUUUUCAUGUACGAAUGGCAGAUUUGGUGCAAAUUCCCACUCACUGUCACAUUUGUGGGAAUCCUUCUUUGUUAGAUCUUGUUCAUUUUAAAUAUAGAACAAAGGCUGGAGAAAAAGGCCCAAAUUGCCUACAUGACUUAAAAUUUUGAUUUUAUACUGAAACGGUUUAUAGAAAAUUAGCCCCUCUUGACUUGUUUUUGAAUAUAUAAUAUUUUUUUAAUAUCAUGUGUUGGGCUUUUUUUUUUUUUUUACCUUCUAUUUCUUAGGUAUAAACUACUUGUUGAUUUAGCACAGUGUGCUACUCUGUGCAGUAGGUAGUUACAAGCUGAAAUAGAUAUGAAUGAAACAGUUUGUUAUAAAAAUGGCAAGAUAAAGAGACUUAUUUGGUAGGGUAUUAGCAUAUGUUGUGGUGAGGUGUGCGUACUUUGAAGGCAGGAGGCAUUAAAAUGUUUUCCUUUUGCCAAAGAAGCAUUUGUUCCCUCUGCAGGCUUCCUGGCAUCUCUUCAAUAAAUAGAGCAUCUUAAGAGCUUAAAAGUGUACCAAAAAGGCAGUUUUGAGGGUGGAAUUUUUAGGUUGUGCAUGUUACUUGUAAAAUCUUUGCUGGUUUUAUUGGGUUGGUUUUAGAGAGUUGAAUUAGCAUUAAGAAAUGUAGAACUUAAUCCUUCAGGAAUGCAAGUAUCAUCUACUGUUUAAGAGUUGUGAAACUUUCUAAAAUAAAUCCCAUUUAUUAAAUCUGCUUUGCAGCAGAGGCAAGAGCCAUGUCCAAGCAGCCUUGGUGCUAUUGGAUUUCUGACUGUGUUUGGAUGUGGGUCUCCCAACAGACCUGCCCACCCCACAGGGUUCACUGCUGAGGCAGCAAAAAAUCCAUCCUCAGCUUUUUCCUUUUCCUGCAGUACCACAGAGCUGAGAUGGAGAUUGCCCAGGUACAAUUAUACCUGUGUCACAAAUGUGCAAGUGCAGGACAGAAUCCACUUGUCUUAAACAGGUGAUAAGAGAACUAUGGUAGUGUUACAACUAUUAAUUUUGAUACAAUACUCUUGAUAGGGAUUUUUCAGUAUUAUUUUUGCUGUGGCUUUCUCUGUCUACGAAGGAGAUGUUAUCUUGGAAGUUUUUAUAGCAAGUUACAGACUUUAAAUCACAGUUUAUAUCACAAUUCAGUCUGCAAAUAUUGUUUUGGAGUUAAAUCUCGUGAUCACCCAAAAGGCAUUAGUGUUUGUUUUAUCAGGAGUCAGAUAGGAAGAGUGGACCUUGAUUUUAUUAUUAUUGCUAUUAUCAUUAUUUAUUUAUUAUUUUCUUUCUUCUACC